Molecule: messenger RNA, 3067 nt
Organism: Anopheles gambiae (African malaria mosquito)
Lineage: Eukaryota; Metazoa; Arthropoda; Insecta; Diptera; Culicidae
Product: probable peptidoglycan muropeptide transporter SLC46
Exons: 7
Coding region: 1313-2986 (557 amino acids)
Biological process (GO): transmembrane transport
Cellular component (GO): membrane
Molecular function (GO): transmembrane transporter activity
Source: RefSeq, a predicted model, not a curated record
AUUCAUCGUAAAAUAUGCUAUGUGUAGUUAGUACAGUUUCUUAGAUUUCGGUAAAAUCUACGUCACUAGUACUACCGGAUCGUUAGAACACGUGGCUAUGUCAAUUGUGUGGGAGAAAAUUGGAUGGCAACGAUUGUAUACUGUUAAGAACGCUUAUUGCAAAGAUUUGGAUGGGAGCAGCAUCGUUAAAUGAUCCGACGCAGACCCGGCCUAGCUAGACUGAAAAAUCCCACGAGCCAGGUGUUUCAGCGGGUGAAGCGCGAUAAUGUAAUAACUGCAAUUCCUAUUGUCUACGCUUGAUCGCUGCACUUUGUCGUGCGGAAUUGGGGAGAUGAUGUGGCUGGAGAACACAUGUUCUCGAGGUUGGUUUGGAGGGGAAGGGUGGCAAGGUCUAAUAGUAAGCUUAAAUUGUGUGAUAACAAAGCCAGCUGGAAUAGUAGGUGCAAGCUAAAACAAACGCCCAGGGCAACCGAACGCGCUUCCGUACACAACGGUACGUACACAUACACGUAUGUCUCCAUGAGCUAGCGAACGAUGAAGCCACAUGUUACCAGCAAACAAUUCUGGCGUACGCGCUAGUGAUGCGACUACUAACUACCGCUACCGUUCGUAUGGCGAGCUUAGCGCGAGAGUGCGCCAGUGAUCGUCGAUCUGGGAAGGGGCUAGCUAGUGUUUAUGCUCCAGUGGGGGUAGCGUUCUGGUGACGUGCGAUGACAAUAACGGUCACGACAACGGCAAUGCUACACGGGGCGCAAGCUAAACCUUCCCGCGCUGGAUUCGUUACUGUGUGGAAGUGCGCGAGUAUUGUGCUUUUUAUCAUUCACCGUAGCGAGUCAGUUUUUCCAAUUGAUAAAUUCUCUAAUGCGACAAUCUGCUCUGGUGGUGGGCUGCAUGAAUUUAGUCGUAUUACGACAGCGACACCGUGCAGUAGUAAGUGAUCGCGUUGUUCUUAACUUAAACCAACCGAGUAGAGAUCGCUGUGUCCGGUGUUUGCACAUUCGCGAAAGGGAUUAUCGUGAAGCAAUCAUCGUCACCACAUACGAUCAAUGAAUGAUCGAAUAUGUUUCAUGUAUUCUUGCGAAUAUUGUUUGUGUAAUAAGAAACUGUUACUGAUUAUUCAUUUACCUUUCGUGUGCAGUGGUGUAAACUUAUUGCGUAAAGGAUAGAGCAAGUGUCGAGAUCGUCGCAUGGUUUGUGAAAGUGUAGACGAAAAAGAAGGGAGAGAUUCAGUUAAUCCACAUAUCGCGCGCAUCAACCUGCACUUACUUACUACUAAAGGAUCCUGAAGAAAAACUAAAAAUUUCUUUCCAGAAUGAGGAACCUACAGCCUCCGAAAGGUAGCGAAAAAGUUGCUGAUGAGUUGAAGAUGAAAGAAAAGAAAAGUCCGUCCUCAUUGCGGGAAAGGUAUCUGUACUUUAAACGCAACAUAACCGUCGAACCGAUGCUGGCCUGCUACAUCAUGCCGAGCGUUUUGGCUGGAUUGGCGACGCAGAACCUCAACCUGGAGAAAGCUUGUCGGGUGAAUCUCGGCUACGGAGACGUAAUCUGCGAUGCAUUGACCCGCCGUGACACAGCAAACUACACGCACGAGGAAGAGAUGGUGCAGCAUCUGGUGGCACGAAUGGCGGGCUGGAAGACGGUGCUGCAGAGCGCAUUGCCCUGCAUGUUGAUACUGUUUUGGGGUUCAUGGAGCGAUCGCCAUGGUCGGCGGAAGCCGUGCAUGUUGAUACCGAUCAUUGGUGAGUUUAUGACGGCGAUCGGGUUGAUUCUGUGCACGUACUUCAAGUCUGUUCCGAUGGAGGUGGCCGGUAUAACGGAAGCUCUGUUCCCUGCCCUAACGGGCGGCUGGUUUACGAUGUUCAUGGGCGUCUUCAGCUACAUUGCUGACGUGACCACGACCGAGGAGCGCACGCUGCGUAUUGGAAUAGUGAACUUGUGCUUUUCGUUGGGCGUCCCUAUUGGAAUGGCCUUCAGCGGAAUCCUUUUGAAACAAAUUGGGUUCUACGGAGUGUUUUCGAUAUCGGCCUCACUCUACCUGGUAGCGUUCUUCUACGGCGUGUUCGUGGUAAAAGAGGUGGACAUACUGAACGAGAAGCAGCGGCUGCGAGCCCAGGAGAAGGGACUGCUGGCCGAUUUCUUUGAUCGGGAGCACGUGAUGGAAACAUUCCGGGUAGCAUUUAAAAUUGGCGAACGUCAGCGUCGUCUCCGUGUGAUCAUGCUGAUGAUAGUGGUCAUGGUCGUGAUUGGGCCCCUGCACGGAGAGAUGGCGGUAAUUUAUCUAUUCACACGCUACCGGUUCAACUGGAGUGAGGUCGAGUUUAGCUUCUUCUCUACGUACGGCAUGCUGACCGGGCUGAUUGGGACGUUAUUUUCUGUAGGUGUUUUUUCCCAUUUGCUCAAAAUAGACGACGCACUGAUAGGCGUUAUGUCAUGCAUGUCAAAGAUACUAUCUAGCUUCGUGUAUGCAUUCGCUGUUACCACCUGGCAGCUGUAUCUGGGCCCCAUUGUUGAAAUGCUUAACGGCACGUCCUUCAUUUCAAUGCGUUCGAUCGCUUCUAAACUCGUCGCCAGCGAUGAACUGGGCAAAGUGAAUUCAUUGUUCGGUGUGGCCGAAGCGUUGAUGCCGCUAGUGUACGCGCCCCUCUACACGACAGUCUACACACUGUCGAUAAAUGUUCUGCCGGGAGCAUUUUUCCUGCUAGGUGGCGCUCUCACCUCGCCGGCAGUAGUGAUUUUCCUCUGGAUGUAUCGCGUGCAUAGGCGUGAAGCUCGUGAGCUUGCCGAGGAGAAACGCAUCGAGGAUAAGUAUCGGCAACUGGGCGAUAGUGGCGAAAGCAACGGGUGCCGCACGAUCGUGACGGAGCAAGCGGAUCGCAGGCAAAAAAUACCAGACUAUGGCACGGGGAUCGCUAAUGCUGCCUUUGAGGAGGAGAAUAUCGGAGCAGGAAAGGUCCCAACGGCGACAGUCGACCAAUCGAAGCUGUGAUAUUCCAUCGAUACAAAACGAAACAGAUGUAGAUGUAGAUAGUAUGUGUGUAAAUACAAUCAAAGAGUAAUGUACUAAAAA